AUGAACGCGCUGGCGGUGGUGUUCCCGCCGAGUGUAGAGCGCCCAUCGGCGACGCUGGCGACGCUGACGAUCAGCAAGUCAGGCUGGCUCGGCAACGUGGCCGACAACAUCUUCACAGCGAUCCGAAAGGACUUUCCGAAGCUGAUCUGGACGGUCAACGAGAACGACGAGAACCUGACGUGGUUCUUUGACAAGGCCGAUGGCAGCAUCGCGCGUAAUGGCAACGUGCUCUUCUGGUAUGGUGUCGAGGACGGCGCUGAGAUUGCAGCCCAGUCACGGGCCCAACCAACCCAGGCGCGGGCUUUUUCGACUCUGGCACGGCGGCCAGUCGCGACGACAGCAACGACAGGAGGACCGAUGUCACGUGCUGCCUUCCACUCAUCGCGGACGCUGCGACUGGAGGAGACGACGAACCCGAACCCGCCGCUGGGCCGACGGAACGCGACGAACGAGAAGGCGGCACGGAUUGCACUGAUCGGCGCGCGCGGCUACACGGGCCAGGCGCUGAUCGGGCUGCUGAACGCGCACCCGCACAUGGACCUGCGACACGUGAGCUCGCGCGAGCUGGCCGGACAGCGGCUGGAGGGCUACGACAAGAGCGAGAUUACGUACGAGAGCCUCAGCCCGGAGGAUGUGGGUGACAUGGAGCGGCGCGGCGAGGUGGACGCGUGGGUGAUGGCGCUGCCGAAUGGGGUGUGCAAGCCGUACGUGGAUGCGGUGGAGGCGGUGCGAGCAGAGAGAUCGUCGUCGUCGGCGAACAAGAGUGUGAUUAUUGAUCUCUCGGCCGACUACCGGUUCGACUCGUCCUGGACGUACGGACUGCCGGAGCUGGUGAAGCGCGAGACGAUCCGGGAUGCGCGGCGGAUUGCAAAUCCGGGCUGCUACGCUACGGCGGCGCAGCUGGGCAUCGCGCCGCUGCUGGCCCACGUCGGCGGGACACCGGUGCUCUUCGGCGUCAGCGGCUACUCGGGCGCGGGCACGAAGCCGUCGCCGAAGAACGACGUGGAGCUGCUGACUAAUAACCUAAUACCGUACAGUUUGACGGAUCACGUGCACGAGCGAGAGAUUAGCAGCCAGCUGGGACGCAACGUCGCCUUUACGCCGCACGUGGCGGUCUGGUUCCAGGGCAUUCACCACACGAUCCACGUGCCGCUGCGGCAGUCGAUGACGUCGCGCGACAUCCGGCAGAUGUACCAGGACCGGUACGCGGGCGAGAAGCUGGUCAAGAUCGUGGGCGAGCCGCCGCUGGUCAAGUCGAUCCAGGGCAAGCACGGCGUGGAGAUCGGCGGCUUUGCGGUGCACUCGUCAGGCCGGCACGUGGUCAUCUGCGUGACCAUUGACAACCUGCUCAAGGGCGCGGCGACGCAGUGUCUUCAAAACCUGAAUCUGGCACUGGGCUACGCCGAGUACGAGGGCAUCCCGAUCAUAACUGAGCGAAAGGAAGUACAGAUCGGCGUGACGACUUACGACAAACGACUGAUUGUCAUGAUUGAACUUGAUGGGCGCACUGGCGAAGGCGGCGGACAGCUCGUGCGCAUUGCAGCUGCUCUGGCCGCCGUGACGGGCCAGGCAGUACGCAUCUCCAACGUGCGUGGGAACCGUCGGGGCGGGGGACUGAAAGCACAGCACGUGUCUGCGAUAGAGUGGCUCGCGAUGGCGACCGGGGCCGCAGUCCAAGGCCUGGCCGUGGGCAGCAGCACGUUCGUGUUCGAGCCGGGGCCGCCGUCGGCAGCCGGCCACGUUGUGCUGCGGCCGGCCACGGCAGCUGCCAGCACGUCGCUGAUGCUGCAGGCCGUGCUGCCGUACCUGGUCUUCCGGGGGGGCGACGAGGGGCUGCCGGUCGUCCUGCACGGCGGCACGCACGUCGCCUGGGCGCCCUCGUACGACUACCUCGACCAGGUGCUCUUCCCGGUGCUAGAGACGUGGUUUGGCAUCCGGAUGGAGCGCGCGCUCGAGGCCGUCGGCUGGAGCGCCGGACAUGCCGGUCGUGUCCGGUUGCUCGUCCAUCCGAUCGGCACCAACACGCUGACGCCGCGCGUGGCGACGCUGCACGAGAAGGUGGCAGCAACGGCCGCUACGGCCGCCACGAUUGCUGCGGUCGACGCAACGAUCCGGGCACCGCCAGAGGCACACGACCUCCUGGUCGAGGCGCUGGCACGGACGCUGGACCGAACGCUCGCCGGUGCGGACCUGCACCUGCGCACGAUUGCCGACAGCGGCCGAGAGCGAAAGCAGACCGAGGGCGGACUGCUGGGACUCUGCGAGCGGAUCGCACGGGAGGUUGUGCAGGGGCUGGCAGAGGAGGUCGCCGGCGGCGGCUGCGGCGACACGUUCCUGCAGGACCAGGUGGUCGUGUUCCAGGCCCUGGCAGCCGGGCGGACCUCUUUCUGGCGGGAGGAAGCGGAGGAGGACGGAUUGCAGGCAUUGCGACAGCUGCAGCUGAGCGAUGCCGCAAACGAGGCCGCAAACGAGCGAAGCGAGAACUCAAACGAGAACCCAAACGAGAACUCAAACGAGGCGCCGUCUGGCCAGGGAAGCUUACAUGCACAGACGGCACGGUGGGUGACGGCACAGAUGUUGGCGGUGCCAUGGUUUCGAGAGGGAACCGAAUGCGAGGGAGCUGGAUGGAGAGGAGAUGGAUGA
Messenger RNA from Grosmannia clavigera kw1407, 2643 nucleotides. RefSeq names its product RNA cyclase. NCBI's taxonomy places the organism in Eukaryota, Fungi, Ascomycota, Sordariomycetes, Ophiostomatales, Ophiostomataceae. Gene Ontology annotation, molecular function: NADP+ binding; N-acetyl-gamma-glutamyl-phosphate reductase (NADP+) activity; NAD binding. The transcript has 6 exons. Bases 1 to 2643 code for a protein of 880 amino acids. The record is from RefSeq and is a predicted model, not a curated record. Gene Ontology annotation, biological process: L-arginine biosynthetic process.